Messenger RNA from Pichia kudriavzevii, 1779 nucleotides. RefSeq lists its product as uncharacterized. The record is from RefSeq and is a predicted model, not a curated record. Gene Ontology annotation, biological process: vesicle-mediated transport; intracellular protein transport. The transcript has a single exon. Lineage: Eukaryota; Fungi; Ascomycota; Pichiomycetes; Pichiales; Pichiaceae. The coding region runs from base 1 to 1779 and encodes 592 amino acids. Gene Ontology annotation, cellular component: Golgi membrane.
AUGGCUGUGACAAAGAAGGUGAAUCUAUACAAGGUAGCUAAUGAUUAUAUCGAAAAAAUACUCGCAAGUGAUCGAGGCGAAAAUAGUACAUCCAUUAGAGUUCUAUUGUUAGAUAAAGAUACAGCACCCAUCAUCUCACUUGUGUCCACUCAGAGUAAUCUUCUAAAAAAAGAAGUCUAUUUGGUAGAAAGACUUGAAUCGGAAACCAGGGAUAAACUCAGAAAUUUGAAAUGCAUAUGUUUUUUGAAGCCCAGUGAUUUAACCAUAACCAAGCUAGCCCAGGAAAUAAAUAAUCCAAAAUAUUCCAGCUAUGACAUUUAUUUUAACAAUGUUAUAUCAAAGUCCAGGUUGGAGAGGUUAGCUGAGGCAGAUGAUCUAGAAAUUGUUCAUAAGGUUGUCGAAGUCUUUCAAGACUAUUAUGUCUUAAAUAAAUCAUUCUUUACAGCAACCAAUGCUCCCAACCCACUUUUGGCUUCCCCGGCUAUUGGAUGGGACCCAGCUGCAUUCCAAUCGUCAAUUGACAGUUUAUUAUCGUUCAUUCUUUCACUAAACAUUAAGCCUACUAUAAGAUACGAAAAUAAUUCAAAGAUGGCUUUUAAACUUGCUAAUGCAAUGAAAUAUGAAAUCGAGUCAUCUAAUAGCCAGUUGUUUGAUAAUAUCAUGCCUCGGUCUAUCACAGAGCCAAUGGUUUUAAUAUUGGAUAGAAAGAAUGAUCCAAUAACACCUCUUUUAUUCCCUUGGACGUACCAAUCGAUGAUACAUGAGAUGCUGACAAUAAAUAACACUAACAAUACUGUUGAUCUGUCACAUUUGAGCAGUGUCGGUGAAGAAUUAAAGACGGUUAUAAUGAAUGAAAUUCAAGACCCUUUUUAUGAAAAAUGCAUGUACUCAAAUUUUGGUGAUUUAUCAUCUCGAUUGAAAGAAUACGUUGAUGACUAUAAACAGAAGACAAAGACAAACUCAAACAUUUCUUCCAUUAAAGAUAUGAAGUUUUUCCUUGAGAAUUACCCUGAGUUUAAAAAAAUAUCUUUGAAUUUAUCCAAACAUAUGUUGCUCACAUCAGAGAUCGAUAAACAAAUACAUCAAAAGAGAAUUUGGGAAACCAGUGAAUUUGAGCAAGAUAUGUGUAGUACUCCGGACCUCUCUCAUCAUGAUUCUGAUCUACAAGAAUUAGAGCGGUUUCUACACGAUAAAGCAAGUCGGGAUGGUACUAUUAAUAAGCCCAUCCCUGAAGAUGAAAAGCUUAGACUUUUAUCAUUGUAUGCUAUAAAAUAUGAAAAUCAUGCAAGCUGUAAAACCAAGGAUUUAUUGGAAACACUAAACAAUCCAAAGUUCAGCUCCUUUAUUCCAUUACUUUUGAAAUAUUGUGGUUCUCAGGCAAGAAUGGCGGGUGAAGAAGGACAAAUAUUUAACAAAUUAGGCAAUAACGGUGGAUCAACCAACCAAGUUGCUGCAUUAUUUAACAAUUUUUCACGGAACAGUAAUUCAGAUAACGCUUAUAUGCAGCAUCAACCGAGGCUUGUAAAUGUGUUACAGCGUCUACUAAAGACCAAAACUGGGUUGAGUGACAAUUUAUUCCCAUCUGUAAAUACCAACAACACUACAGCAAAAGUUCCACGGGAUGUUGUUGUGUUUGUUAUUGGAGGUGUAUGUUAUGAAGAAGUUAGGUUUGUUUAUGAAUUGAAUCAAAACAACGAAGAUUUCAACAUCUUGAUUGGGGGUACUAAUACUCUAAAUAGCAAUACAUUUAUUAACAAUCUCAUAGAUAGUUCUACAUAG